Puntigrus tetrazona (Sumatra barb) is the source of this 1637-nucleotide messenger RNA. RefSeq names its product meiosis specific with OB-fold (gene meiob). The record is from RefSeq and is a predicted model, not a curated record. Gene Ontology annotation, molecular function: single-stranded DNA 3'-5' DNA exonuclease activity; single-stranded DNA binding. The transcript has 13 exons. Lineage: Eukaryota; Metazoa; Chordata; Actinopteri; Cypriniformes; Cyprinidae. Bases 152 to 1558 code for a protein of 468 amino acids. Gene Ontology annotation, biological process: resolution of meiotic recombination intermediates.
AGCGACGAAACUUUUACCUCAGCGUUUACGUUACAUUUUAGUUUGAAAUUAACUAUAGUUACUAAUGUUAGCGUUUUUAGCACUUAAUAGUAUUACAAUAUUUUUGCCGUUAUAAGAGGUUUUUUUCCGUUGUGACAAUUUUGUUUCAGGUAUGAAAAUGAUGUAUGGUCCAAUCGGAAACUACGUGCCAAUAAGUGACCUAAACAUAAACAUCACUCACUCGAAGGUGGUUGGAGUGAUAAUUGGAAAAACUGAUUCUAGAGGAUUUCCAGACCGGAAAAAUGCUGGCUCUGAAAGGUUUACUUUCAGCUUUACCAUCAAAGAUUCACCAGAACAUUUUAUCAAUGUGUCUGCAUGGGGAAAUGAGGAAUACAUUCAAGGACUGAGCAGUCGCUUUCAGAUUGGGGAUUGCGUUGUAAUCGAAAAUCCCCUUGUUGUGACCAAAGACUAUGAGAAAGAAGAAAGAUUUUGCCCUUUCACACCCAGUACCUACAGGCUGUUGGUAACAGAGACUCACUCGAGCAUUAGGAUAUGCUCAGAUUUAGAAACAGAGGCCAGGAUUCUGCCACUAUUCCACAUGCCAAUUAAAGACUCAAGGGACUUCUAUUCAUUGGGAGAUAUUACUGCAAAUGGAGAGAAUCUGGACGGACAUAUUAUUAACAUCUUAGCAGCUGUGCAGUCGAUUGGGGAGGAGAAAUUCUUUACAAAAUCUGAUGGACGCAAAGGACAGAGGCUAGAAAUAAAGCUCUUUGAUGACACUGGGAAAUCAUUUCCUUUUGUGUGCUGGGAUAAAGAAACUAUUAGGCUGGUACAAACACUGACUCAAAGAGAAACGGUGCUGUUUAUUGCAGAUGCCCGCAUCACUUUUGACAGCUUUCGCAACUGUAUGAUAGCAACAGCUACUUCAAAGACAAUCAUUACCCUCAACCCUGAUACAGCAGAAGCCAACCAGCUGUACACGUGUAUAAGGGAGCUGGUAGAAGCAGGAGGACUGGAUGACCAAGACAUCCUCUCGGGUGACGAUGUGCAAUUGGAUUACAUUAGUGAUGUUCUGACUGUACAAAAACUUAAAGCCAGAAGUCAAGAACAUGCUGAGGUCUUUCACUGCAUAAUAUUUGGAUUCAUCACUAAUCUGGAACUGAAUUCCUCCAUCUCAAAGAUCAUACGCAAGAGAUGUGCCAAAUGCAAAUUUCGAAUCAAUGAGGAGAGUCAGACAUGUUCCAAUGAGGCCUGUCCAAAUCAAGGACAACAGCUCCAGGCCACUGAAGGCUUUGAUCUGCUGGUGGACAUCAGCGAUCACACAGGCACUGUGCAGUCGUGCAGCCUGGCAGGAACAGUGGCUGAGAAAACCCUGGGCUGUAGAACAGAAGAGUUUUUGCGUCUGUCUGAUUCUCAAAAGACAACUCUGAAGUGGAAGUUUCUUCUGGAGAGAUGCAAAAUCUAUCUAAAGAUUUUUUCAUCUACUAGAAGCAGAAGCGGAAUGAGGGCAAGUAUUUUGUCAUGUGUACUCGCUGACCCCGUUGAAGUGAAACAACACUUUGCCUCCUUUGUGGUUUGAUGCUGUAUUGCAACACAGCAACCAAACAGCAUUGUUCCUCAUGUGGAAACAAAUUAAAUGUAGGCCCACUUGCGUUCAA